Closterium sp. Naga37s-1 is the source of this 3015-nucleotide messenger RNA. The record is from the annotation of a GenBank genome assembly. Lineage: Eukaryota; Viridiplantae; Streptophyta; Zygnematophyceae; Desmidiales; Closteriaceae.
AUGUCUAAGAAGAGCGUUAGCUCGUUGACCGAGGCUGACCUUAAGGGAAAGAGGGUGCUUGUCAGGGCUGAUCUGAACGUUCCUCUUGCCGGCGAUAAGAUCACUGACGACACUCGCAUUCGCGCGGCCAUUCCCACCAUCAAGCACCUGUUGGAGAAGGGUGCUAAGGUUCUUCUCGCGACCCACUUGGGACGUCCCAAGGGUGUCACCGAGAAGUACCGCCUGACACCUCUCGUUCCUCGGCUCUCAGAGCUUCUCGGCCAGGAGGUGAAGAAGGCCGACGAUUGCAUCGGCGAGGCCGUCGAGAAGGCUGUCGCGGAGCUCAAGGAGGGUCAGGUGCUGCUGCUCGAGAACGUGCGGUUCCACCCCGAGGAGGAGAAGAACGUCGCCGAAUUCGCGCAGAAGCUCGCGGCGAAUGCGGAUCUGUAUGUUAACGAUGCGUUCGGCACGGCGCACCGCGCGCACGCGUCCACGGAGGGCGUGACCAAGUUCCUGAACCCGUCUGUCGCGGGGUUCCUGCUUCAGAAGGAGCUGGACUACCUGGUUGGAGCUAUUGCUGAGCCCAAGCGGCCACUGGUGGCCGUCGUGGGAGGGUCCAAGGUGUCUACCAAGAUUAGCGUGCUCGAGUCUCUUAUCAACAAGUGCGACGCGCUGCUGCUGGGCGGCGGCAUGAUCUUCACGUUCUACAAGGCGCAGGGCCUAUCGGUGGGGUCGUCGCUGGUGGAGGAGAGCCAGGUGGAGCUGGCGGCCAGCCUUAUCAAGCUGGCCAAGGAGAAGAAUGUCGACCUGCGCCUGCCCCUGGACGUCAAAGUCGCGGAUAAAUUCGAUAACCUCGCGGACACCAAGGUGGUUUCAGCUGACUCCAUCCCCGAUGGCUGGAUGGGUCUUGACAUCGGUCCUGACAGCAUUGGUGCAUUCUCCGUUGUGCUCGAUGGUGCCAAGACCAUCAUCUGGAACGGCCCCAUGGGCGUCUUUGAGAUGUCCAACUUUGCUGAAGGAACCAAUGCCAUUGCCGCUAAGCUUGCAGAAAUGACAGAGAAGGGUGCGACGACCAUCAUUGGAGGUGGUGACAGCGUGGCAGCAGUGGAACAAGCAGGAUUGGCUGACAAGAUGAGCCACAUUUCGACAGGUGGCGGCGCGUCAUUGGAGCUGUUGGAGGCACGCCCUCCCCUUCCCCUUCGCAAAGACUCCCCUUCCACGUUGCUAUCUCUCACUUUCCCCCUCGAUAGCUCUCCCUUUCCCCACCGCUUGCACUCCCCUCCCCCGUCGUUAUCACUCCCUCCCCGUCACUAUCACUGCCCUUCCCCGUUGCUAUAUCCCUCGUUCCCCCUCGCGAGCACUCCCCCUCCUCGUCGCGUUCUCCCCCCUUCCCCCUUAUUAGCGUGCCCGUUACCCCCCACACGUGCCCUCCACUUCCCCUCGCACACCCCUCCCCCGUCGCUAUCACUCCCUCCCCGUCACUAUCACUCCCCUUCCCCGUCACUGUCACUCCCCUUCGUUGUCGUGUUCCCUCCCCUCCCCCCUCGCUCGCGUGCACGUCCAACCCCCAUGCGCGUCCUCCCCUUCCCCCGUCACUAUCACUCCCCUUCCUCGACGCGCUCUCUCCCCUUCCCCCUCGCUAACGUGCCCCUCUCCCUUUCCCCACCGCUAUCACUCCCCUCCCCCGUCACUGUUACUCCCUCCCCAUCACUAUCAUUCCCCUUCCCCGUCACUGUCACUCCCCUUCGUUGUCGCGUUCAUUCCCCUUCCCCCGUCACUAUCACUCCCCUUCCUCGUCCCAGUCUCUCCCCUUCCCCCUCGCUAGCGUGCCCAUUGCAAUCCCCUUUGCACGCCCUCCUCCUCCCCUUCCGCAAAGACUCCUUUUUUUCGCGUCGCUAUCUCUCCCUUUCCCCCUCGAUAGCUCUCCCUUUCCCCACCGCUAGCACACCCCUCCCCCGUCGCUAUCAUUCCCUCCCCGCUACUAUCACUCCCCUUCCCCCUCGCGACCAUUCCCCUUCCCCGUCACUAUCACUCCCCUUCGCUGUCGCGUUCCCUCCCCUUCCCCCUCGCUCGCGUGCACGUUCCCCCCCCAUGCGCGCCCUCCCUUUCCCCCGUCACUAUCACUCCCCUUCCUCAUCGCGGUCUCUCCCCUUCCCCCUCGCUAGCGAGCCCGUUGCAAUCCCCUUUGCACGCCCUCCCUCUUCCUUCGCAAAGACUCCCCUUCCAUGUCGCUAUCUCUCCCUUCCGCCCACGAUAGCUCUCCCUUUCCCCACCGCUAUCACUCCCCUCCCCCGUCACUGUCACUCCCUCCCCGUCACUAUCAGUCCCAAAAGAAUAGCCUUGCCACUGCGGGGGGUGGGGAAGGAAGAGGGCGAGUCAGGGAGCAGUUAUGGCUUCAAGGUUUUGAGACUCAAGAGACUGAGGCUUAAGCAGAAAUGGCCUGCCCAUUACCUCCUCCCAAUUCCUCCUCUCAAUCCCUCCUCCCAUUCCCUUCUCCCAAUUCCUCCUCCCAAUCCCUCCUCCCAUUCCCUUCUCCCAAUUCCUCCUCUCAAUCCCUCCUCCCAUUACCUCCUCCCAAUUCCUCCUCUCAAUCCCUCCUCCCAUUCCCUUCUCCCAAUUCCUCCUCCUAAUCCCUCCUCCCAUUCCCUUCUCCCAAUUCCUCCUCUCAAUCCCUCCUCCCAUUACCUCCUCCCAAUUCCUCCUCUCAAUCCCUCCUCCCAUUCCCUUCUCCCAAUUCCUCCUCCCAAUCCCUCCUCCCAUUCCCUUCUCCCAAUCCCUCCUCCCAAUCCCUCCUCCCAUUCCCUUCUCCCAAUCCCUCCUCCCAAUCCCUCCUCCCAGUCCCUCCUCCCAAUCCCUCCUCCCAAUCCCUCCUCCCAGUCCCUCCUCCCAAUCCCUCCUCCCAUUGCCUCCUCCCAAUCCCUCAUCCCAUCCCCUCCUCCCUCCCUCCUCCCAAUCCCUCCUCCCAUUUUCUUCGAGCCACAUAGACACAUAGAGAUGCCGUAUCUAACAAAUGUAUACAUAAACAUAUACAUGUAG